This is a messenger RNA of Manduca sexta (tobacco hornworm), 1606 nucleotides long. Its product is annotated as cytochrome P450 4c21. NCBI's taxonomy places the organism in Eukaryota, Metazoa, Arthropoda, Insecta, Lepidoptera, Sphingidae. The transcript has 10 exons. Gene Ontology annotation, molecular function: oxidoreductase activity, acting on paired donors, with incorporation or reduction of molecular oxygen; heme binding; monooxygenase activity. Bases 22 to 1521 code for a protein of 499 amino acids. The record is from RefSeq and is a predicted model, not a curated record.
AGCAUGUAACUAAGCAACACAAUGUUGUCGGUGUUGUCGUGCCUGUGUGUGUUGUACGCGGUCUGGACGUGGUAUCUUCGGAAUUCUAGUUCGCCUGACAGGCCGCCAUACCUUCGCGGAAUAUUUCCCGUCAUAGGGAAUUCACUUCUUUUGCUUGAAGGACGUAAUGCAUUAUUUCGCCACGUGAUAAAUAUAUCCAGAGACUGUAUAAAGAAAGGCGGAGUUAUUUGCGGGGCAUUGGGAUUUCACAGAUAUUAUAUAAUAACCAAUCCUCAAGACGCAUUGACCGCGGCGAACAGUUGCCUUCAAAAACAUUUUGGUUACAAAUGGGGGAAGCGAUGGCUGGGAAACUCUUUGAUUAUGUCUACAGGUGAAAUUUGGAAAAAUCAACGUAGAAUGAUUGCACCAGCAUUCAGUUUGCCAAUAUUGCAUGGAUACCUUGGAGUGUUUAAUACUAAAGCAAGAGAAUUGGUAGAAAUAGUAUCAACUCAGACUGAACCCACCUUUAACAUUUUACCAUAUAUUAAAGAUGUUAUUUUUAAAAUACUUUCUAAGACAGUGUUUGGAGUUGACGAACUGGAUGAUAAAAAUUUUAUAAAACAAUACAUGAACGCUACAGAUACAAUUUUAAAAAACUUUGUUGAUAGAUUUAACAAUCCAUUAUUAUACAGUGAUUUCAUGUACCAAUUAUUAGGAUAUAAAAAGAUAGAAGACGAAAUCAUCAGAAUUUCAAGUAACAUGAGUGAUACUAUAAUUAAUGCGAAACGUGCUGCUUUAAAGGCUUCUAAGUCUACAAUUUAUUCCAUGAAUUCCAAAGGUGCAAAAUAUAAAUCACUCCUAGAAUUACUACUAGAACUUUCAGAGAAAAACAUGUUGACAAAUAAAGAGAUAAAAGACGAGGUAAACACCUUCAUAGUAGCAGGAUACGAUACGUGCUCCAUAGUUUUAACUUACACACUUAUGUGUUUAGGAACCUAUCCAGAGGUCCAGGAACGAGUGCAUGAAGAAAUACAAACCGUCUUUGGAGAUACGGACCGAGAUGUUGAGAAGGAGGACUUGUCACAUUUGCUAUAUACAGAGGCUGUUAUAAAAGAGACUCUGAGACUGUAUCCACCCGGUCCUUUUUUAUUGAGAUACUGCGAUAAAGUAGUUCAGCUAAAAAAUUACAAAAUGCCAGCUGACACACAAUUAAUUCUCAAUAUGUAUGGUAUGAAUCGAGACCCUGUGUGGGGACCGGACGCGGAACAUUUCCGACCGGAUCGAUGGUUGGACCUUAAGCUAGAACAAAGUAACGCCUUCGGAUCCUUCAGCAUCGGAAAACGGAUAUGUCCAGGACAACAUUUUGCUCUAAUUUCUUUGAAGACUAUGAUUGCUCACGUAAUACGGCAUUACCGAAUCAGAGCAAAUAUCCACAAGUUGAAAUUUCGAGUAGAUGUCUUAGCAGUCCCUAUAUCAGACUGUAAAGUGGUCUUGGAGCGAAGAAAUAAUAGUCUAAGCAAGCAUCAUAGAAAUGAUUUAUAACCGUUUUAUAUAAAAGGGUGAACUUAUGAAUUGGUGUGUUCGUAUUUGUUUAAAUGUAUUAGUGAAAUAAAAAGAGUUUUUGAAA